CUUUUGCUAGGAACAUUCAUCAACAUCCUUGGCCCUAGGCCGGUUGCUACUUGUAGCAGAUUUCUAACGUGCGGCACACACGAGGACUUCGAUCACGUGCGCCUUGGGUGCGGGGUCCAGUGCCCUCUACCAGCUUGAGCCUGUUUCCAGGAGGCUGCACCUUCUCACCAACCCUGCGAUCACGUUGCUCUACCACAAGUGCAGGACGUGGUCUUGCCAAAAAGGUUCACGCUGCCCGGGCUGCCUACCUUGAGCUGACAGGCCGGCCUUGAGGCAUGAAUCAGAACAUCGGGCAGCUGACAGCUGAACAACCAAGAUCACCCUGAGACAGCGCUAGUUUCUGUGGAUCGCGAUGUGCUACGACAGUGGCCGCAACUCGCAAGCACAGUGAUUCCACGACAUGAUGUACGAGUAUUUGUUCUAAAGACUUUUAGAAAGCCAAACAGACCAAUGGCCCAUCUUCGAAGUCAGAAAGAAGAUGAGCUACACAUGUGUAACCUGUGCCCAGAAAGCUUUCCUUCAAUGCCCAGCAUUCUAGAGCACAUGUCCGGAAAAGCAACGAAAACGUGGUUUCACUGCCCGCUUUGCGUAUGUUCGUUUUCAAGGGCAGUUUGGCUUCAACGCGAUAACGCGCACAUACAUGAAGCUAAUGUAUCUUCUUCGGACUCAGAUGAAAAUCAUCAGCACCAGAAAGCCUCAAGUGAAGGGACAUGCACGAAAUAUGCCACGGCUGAAGCCCCCAAUUUUCAAUCUGUUUUACUCGAGCAUGUAAUCGCCGACCAUCCAGAGGAAAGGCGCCCACCAGGACGCCAAGAUUGUGACGAGGCUGUUCUGUUGUCAGAGCAAUUUGCUCACUGCGCUGAUAGCCCAUUCACCGAAAGAAACGACGCUUGCUAUUACAGCGGUAAAAGCAGCGGAAGUUGCCCACUGCUGAACUGUCGCGAAAUAGCAUUGCAUAGAAAGUGCCUCAGCGAUACCAUUCCCUACUACAGCAGUGAAAGUGAUGAAGAUUUGAUUGCCCGUUUGCUUGACGACAUUCAGGAGGAGAGUCGUGAGACAGACAUUUCUUUUAAUACUGGGCUCAGUGAAGGUGCACACGGAGGAAAAAAUACCAGCAACCACAAGUGCACUGGGGGUGGCGGAAUAGCACUAGAAGCGUAUGACCAACAGCAGGGUACUAGAAGUAUGAUCACCAGCAGGGUACUUUCGGCUGUGUGGCAGCGACCCAGCUCUAUUCCAGCUUUCAGAAAUCACCCGACGACCCCAUUAUCCAUCGUCCCACUGGAAUACGCGGCAGCGACGCACAGUUCGAGAGCGACGGACGCCUCUAUGCUUCAAGCAGUGCAUCCAGCCGUUGCGAACGUGUAAGCGGGAUGCACGUAAAACAGGAGCGUGCAGUAUCGCGCAACGCACGUCCGCCAAUUCAGCCAGUGUCAUCCCAGAAGAGGAAACAGCCCCAAGAGUGGUUUUUGUGCCCUCACUGCGGCAAGGAGUUCAACCAGAAGUCCACAUUCGGCAGUCACGUCGCGACGCACAGCGCCGUCAAGCCUCUUCCCUGCACGUUCUUCUCGCACCACCUUCCGCACCAGAACUCGCUGAAUGGACACUGCCGGAUUCAUGCCAUCGAAAGCCUGGUGGAGCCGAAAAGUCAUUGUUCGAACACGCACGACGCAGUCGAAACGUUGAAUCCGAAUACAUUUAUGCUGAAUAGCCAACGUGAUCACUUCCGCGAGUGCACUGAUGCCGAGACCGCUGCUACCUGUCUUGUGUCCGCGGAGGGCGCAGCAGUUGCAAAACAUUCCCAAUGUAUUUUGUCCCAAGGUGAAGGGCUGACAUUUUCAGCCACAGCCUGUCCAAUCGCUGCUGCAAAGGGUGGAAAAGCUGUGAAGGAGCAAGACACAUUUUUCGGCCACCUUCAGAGAGAAUCGAAGAACGAAAGAGACACAGAUACGCCACCACAGGUCAAGGAAAAAGUGGAAGCUGUCCCGGAGGAGCGCCCUCAUCGUCGCUUCAAGUGCCACCUGUGUCCACGUGACUUCGCCCAGAGGGGCAGCCUGCGCGACCACCUGAAGAGCCACUGCGGUGGCAAGUUGUACGAGUGCCACCUGUGCCCGCAGACUUUCCUGUACUUGUCCAACAUGCGCCGCCACGUGAGGCACCAUUCGGGUGAGAAAGAGUUCCAGUGUGGACACUGCGGACGCCAGUAUAAGAGAAGGGAUAGCCUCCGCUACCACAUGACACGCAUGCACAGCUCACGGCUGCCCGCGGACACUUGUACAUCAAAGAGUGUGCCCUAGAAGAGGUGCACCCUAGCCUACAGUAUCGUGGGCCCAGUUUGCGCACCAGAAUGCAGCUAGAGGCCAGCUGUAAGCUCGAAGCGAUCUCGAGAGCGAGCGCAAUGCGGCACUAGACACACAUUCUCUGCCAUCGAGUACGCUAGACUGCACUGAGGACCAUUUCAUCGAGCUCCGUUCUGGCUGGUUACGUCGUCAUACCAUGUGCCACUAAGCCUUCUGUGCUUGCUCUGCGCGAAGCAAUUGCAAUUUAUUUUGUCAACAAGCAUAGUAUUCAGUUAUUCUGAUGAGGCUGGAUGCCGCGCCCAUGCACGGAACAGUCGAUUCAAUACCGCCACUGUAGAGGCGGUGGUGGUUGCUUUCGUUAUUUUAUGGUUUAUGCGCCAGAUGGCUGGAUUAGAGGCAAACACAAUGCCAGGGAUUGCGUGUCGCUACGUAGCAAUUUUAGAUUUUCAAGGACCGGAAAAUUCAUUUCUCGAUUUUACGGACUUCCUGACUCAACGAAAUAUUUCGA
Molecule: messenger RNA, 2808 nt
Organism: Dermacentor albipictus
Lineage: Eukaryota; Metazoa; Arthropoda; Arachnida; Ixodida; Ixodidae
Product: zinc finger protein 287-like
Biological process (GO): regulation of transcription by RNA polymerase II
Cellular component (GO): nucleus
Molecular function (GO): DNA-binding transcription factor activity, RNA polymerase II-specific; RNA polymerase II transcription regulatory region sequence-specific DNA binding
Source: RefSeq, a predicted model, not a curated record